Messenger RNA from Pocillopora meandrina, 5204 nucleotides. The record is from the annotation of a GenBank genome assembly. Lineage: Eukaryota; Metazoa; Cnidaria; Anthozoa; Scleractinia; Pocilloporidae.
AUGCAAAACGAACAUCAGGUAUUGCCACCAGUUAUUACUCUUAUAUGAUUGGUCGUGCAAUGUGGUGCGAGUGUCAUGUCUAUUUUUCUAUUUUUACCAGUAAACAUCUCUCAAGACAUCGGGGUAGAGUGGUCUCAUGAAAAUCACGCCGUCUCAAGUUCAUGUCGAUUUUCACAAUUUUAAGGUUAUCACAUUCAGCUUUUUGUGUUGUUAUUCUGCCUGCUUUACAUAUUUCCAUUUAUGUAUUUUACUUUUUUUUAUUUCUUAACUUGCUUUCUCCUUGAAUGUUUGGUUUGGAUCAAUUUUUCAUGGAAAUGAACAACUGGUUUUCAUCAUGAUCUGGUUUUAUUUUGAGAAGUGUAUUAGUCAAAGCUACGUAUCUUUUUUCUGAAUGGUUUGAUUAAUUUAUAAAUCCUACUUUUAAGAACGAAGACUUUGACACAUAUUCAUGAAUUUUAAAAACAGUGUUGUAUUUAUUACUAAUUUAUUAGUCAAGGCUCAGCCGCCAGAUUCAUGAAGGUCGCUCGAGUCUUAUGACGCCUCAGGCCAUCUUCACUUGCCGAACUUGUGAAAAUAUGUCGUGCUCUGUACAGUUUUGUUACCUUUGUUACACAAGUAAAGGUAAUUUUUGCAACUGUUUUUGAGGGCAAAAAACAUAUUUCUGAAACAAAGUUCUCAUCGGAAUGAAAAAUCACAGCAGCUGAGUUGGUAUGUCAUGGAUAUGUAUAGGCCUUCCCUGUCUACUCAGUCUAUCUACUUGGAGCUUGUGAUAGUUUUUACGCAUCAGUGACCUCCCUGGCCGCCUAGAAAUAUUCUUUUCAAGAUAGCCCAACAUGGAAUGUAUUGUUUCAUCAUUUACUUAGCCGGUGUGGCGAUUUCUCGAUUUGGCAGCGACGACAAAAUACCAGCAGACGAUUUUAAUAAAAACAGAGUUUGCGCCGUUCUACCCGGGUGAAGUCACAUUUCGCCUUCUCCCCUCCCCUCGUCCCUUAACUGUUAGCAGUUGUCAACGCAACAGCGCCAUUUCAAAACAUGUCUUUCCAUGGCGCUCUUUGAUGUAACUCCAGUGUUAGAAGGUGCAACAAGUCUUCAAGGAAAACUAGAAGAUGCCAUUGCAAAAUCUAAACUUCUUCUUGAAGCUGUUGAAGGUUCUCAAUCAAAGUACACUAAGUUGAGUGACGAAUAUCCUGUGCUUCGAAGUCUGAAGGGUAGACUAGCUGCAUCACAGGGGCCAAACGAAGCUUUAUCUACAGAACUCGUCAAAUUCAAAUUAGACCUUGAAUCUUUUGUGGAAGAUGUAUUUAACGCACACGAUCAAGUAAGGAAGGAUUUUCAACUUUGGGCAAACGAGCUUGAAAGAGAUAAUGCAAAACUACGCCGUGAAAGAAUGGACUUGGCGAACGAACGAAGAAAGCUUGAAGUUGAUCGCAGAGAUUUUGAUGCUAGGUGCCCGGCAGCAGCAAAGGAAGAACAACAAAUCACUGAAGCGCGAACGGUUACCAGUACCGACGACACAGACGAGAAAUUAGUUAUUGCUGUAAAUAACAACACAGAACAUCAUGAGGAAAAUGAACAAACUAAAUCUGAAUCACCUUUUGGUAAGUUGAUACCUCGUUGUCGAUGCAAUUCUUUAUCACAGUUAUUAAAACUCCCAUUUUUGAUUGAUAAUUUGAACAGCUGUUAUCCAAAGCGGUUAUUUUGCAAAAAACCUUCUCGGAAAAUGUUUCAUUUUACAAUUGUUUUUUAAAUGAAAUUAUUUUAUUGAAAAAAUGUCCUUUUGUAAGACCGAAAUCUUAAAUAUCAUAUGAAAUCAUAUAAGCAAUGGAACUUUUGCUCUUAAAUCUUAACCCUUCAACUCACAGAAGUGACAAAGAUGUCACUUUCUCCUACAUUAUCUAUAUGUUAUCUAGGAAACAGGUGAUGAGAAUACUCAACGUUAUCUGGUAGACGUGUUUGUCUUUAUUCAGCACUAAAUUUUCAGAUCAAAUUAAAAAGAAAAAGUGCAACAGCUAGUGGGGAGAAUUAACAAUCCAUCACGGGCUGAGGACUUAUGAUGCAGUAGCUUUUUGAAUGCAAGGAGGACUCCAUUGCUCCUUACACCUGGGAAGGAAGAAAUUUUUAUAGCAAGUUGCGUCUGACUAAGUUCAUAUCAGUUAACUUUGUUGGAUUGGUAUUUAAAUCUUUUAUCUCUGUUCCUAUUUUAUUUGUUUUAGCAACAUGUCAUGUUGAAUGCCAGACAGAAGCUGAGGUGAAUUCAGUAGAGGAGCCUGGUGGAGAAGACAUCCAAACUGCUGAGGUGAGAUUAUGCAGCUGUGGCACAAAUAAUGUUUUUCCUCUUUUUCAUGUAUUUUUCUUAUCCAAAUUGCAAUUAUGUUUUAAAAUAGAAUGAAUAUGAUGAUGAAGUAGUCUUGUUUUUGUACUGAAUUUGUUUUGGCAGACCAUCCCAGGAAAGGAUGAAGAAGAGAAACUGGAAAUGGAAAAUCAUCAGUUGUUGCAAUGCAGGUCUCAAAUACACACAGCAUCCAUUGGUAGAAAUCAGCGCAUUCUUACUGCUCCAGUGUCCAGAGCAAAAGCUCUGCUUCUUAAAAAACAGGAUCAUGCAUUAAGGAUACACAAGGUGAAAUUAAGGUUUUAGUUUCAUUAAGCACUGAGUAGGUUUUCCUUUGGCACAAUUCACAGCCUGAUCUUCAUCAAUUUCCAUCAUUUCAAGUUCUCAGAGCUCAGGUUUUCCAACUUUAGUUUUCAUCAGUUCAUCUGACAGGGUCAGUUUAAGAGUGUUACUUGUUUUAUGGUGAUAUAGCUAUUAUUAGCAUGACUGGGAAGAGGUAAAACAAGUGGCCUUUCCAUAAAAUUAUUAUACCAUGACAAGCAACCUGAUUGUUUCAGAUGCUACUUGAUGAUAUCUAUAAGACGAAAGAAGAAAACCAACUUCUCAAGGCUGAGAACUCUAUACUGUCAAAGAGAGCAAAUGAAGCCACCUCUGAGUUAUUUCGCCUAAAGGUGAUAAAUUUAUUUACCUGUGGGUGUUACAUUAUUUUGCCAUUACCUGAAAUUGUCAAUUUGAUUCACAGAGUUAGUAGUGAUAGUAGUUCACCUGCACAAGCACUAAUGUCAAUGCAGUAUAGUAUCUGCAUGUCACCCAGAUGAGCAGUAAUUGUUCAUUUUUGAUAUUAACAAUUGCUCCAAGUUUCUCACAUCUUUUGAUGAAAUAAUGAUCAUGGAACUUUGUGAAAAAGAAACCCAAUUUAGAGGCAAAAGUGAAUUUACUUAAAACACUCUACAUGCCCUGACCUUGCUUGCAGCAAUAACACAAAAUUUUGAUGAAAAGAAGCAAAGGACAGCAGUAAGAAGAGUCACUCCAAUGGUAAAAUCUCCCAACCUAUUUUUGUGAUUAAGGUGGAUCAGGGUUUUUAAGGUGUUGCUUCUUGUUGACAUAUUGGGAUAUUUUAAGUUUAACUGAUGGUAACUCAUUUUUCUGCAGAACAAAAUGACAGUAAACAUGUCUGAUAGGGAUGAGCUGUACAAGAAAUUGCAGAAAUCAAAGGAGCAGGUAUCAUUUCUGUGUGGGAGGGUGGGAGGAAUAAUUUAUUAUAUUCAUAAUUUCUAUAUUUACAGUGAGGUUACUAAACUUGUAUGUCACAGUGGAACUCAGAAACCUCAUAUUAGUUAGUCUCUUGCAUGGUCUUUUCUUAAGCCUUAUUCCUCCUUGGUUAUCUGUCUCUUUCUCUCUCUUUAUUUAUUUUUUUUUCUACUAUUAAUUCAGCAGUUUUUCUUUACUUUGAGUAAUUAAAAAUAAAACAUUCGCAAAUUUUUUUAGUUUUUUUUUGCCAACCAGCCAUGUUCACUGUUAACUGUAAAAAGCUGAGGUCCUGUGUAAAUGUCAUAGCCUGUGAGAUGAAAUCUUUUUUGUCAAAUUUAGCUUGUAUCAUUUUGUAUCAUUAUUAGAUCCUAAAACUUGAACAAACACUGAAAAGACAAGCUCUUGGUCUGGUAUCCAAUUUAAAGGAACAAAGACAACUAAAAGAGGAAAUGAGGUGGAGCCAGGUAAGUUGGUGAAACCCAAAAGUCUGCAUGUAAUCUGAGGCCACACAUGAAGGUAACAAAGAGGAAGGGAUGUGGGGAGGAACCAGGCUGGAACAAGAGAGGUGGAAUGAUUGAAGGGGUAGGUUGAAAGUGGAUAUGGAUGCAUGGUGGACAGAGCAAAUGAAUGGAGGGAUAGGGAAGGGAGAGGAUGCGCACAAAGAAGUGGGAUAAGGUGAGGAGAUGAGUAUCUAGAAAAGGAGGCUGAGGAUUGGACACCAUUAGAAGAGUAGGUUAAGUUUAAACAGAGAGGAAGGAACACAAAUAGAGUAGCUGGAUGGGAAGGAGACAUGAAAGUGGCACCAGGGUAAGGGUCAUUAGGCAUAAAUGUUUCUAUGCUUGUGUAUAAAAUAGGUGCUAAUCAUUUGUCUUUGUUUGUUGUAGAUCUUUGCUCUUCCUCUUAACCAACAUUCCAGUCAAACCAGAAGGAUUCCACGAGAAAGACCAUCUACUAGGGGGCGCUAAAUGUUUUGUCAGACCAUAUGACUAAUAUGUAAAACUGGGGAAAUUUUCAACAUUCCUAGCUUGUUCUCAGUCAUUGGAGAAAUUUAUCCAUUGCUUGACAUGUACAGAGAAAGUGAACUGAUACCAAGAUAAUGCAUAAUUUACAACUGAGUUGAAAACCAUUCCCUGUUCAAUACUUCUUAAAAAUAUUUAUGUUAAACAACCUUUUGAAAAUGAUAUAAAGCAGUCUAAAUUUCAAAUUGUUCUUGAAAUUAUUUAUCUGAUUAAUUGUUAAAAAAAGAAAAGAAGGUUCAGAAAAGUUAAACUUGAAAUACUACAGACGAGGAGCUGAUGCUUGAAAUUUCAGCUUUUAAACUCUUUACAGUGGCUGAUUUAAGUUAUCAGCUCAGUUGAUAAUACUUAAUUACCCAGUUAUACUCUCCCCCCUGACACAACACCACAGUUUCCUUAGAAGCUUAGCCCCUUAAUUCAUUUUUUGAAAGCUUCCUUACAAGAAAUGGAUACAUUUUAAUUGUAGUAUAUUUAUAUACAUUCAUUGGUUUAUUUAUUCAGAGAUGCAAUAUUAAUUAAAACUAAUUUAGGCUCCUUUUACUAAAGUGUGAAUUAUUUAUCAAGAUCCCAUGUAUUCUCCUGAGGACCUAUCUGCUUCUCAUCUUGAG